Aspergillus fijiensis CBS 313.89 is the source of this 838-nucleotide messenger RNA. Its product is annotated as YbhB/YbcL family Raf kinase inhibitor-like protein. The record is from RefSeq and is a predicted model, not a curated record. NCBI's taxonomy places the organism in Eukaryota, Fungi, Ascomycota, Eurotiomycetes, Eurotiales, Aspergillaceae. The transcript has 2 exons. Gene Ontology annotation, molecular function: peptidase inhibitor activity; phospholipid binding. The coding region runs from base 21 to 581 and encodes 186 amino acids. Gene Ontology annotation, biological process: regulation of Ras protein signal transduction; regulation of proteolysis.
CAGACAUUCAAUCAGCCAAGAUGCUCGGCAGCAAGACGAUCGAGAGUGCACUCUCCCUGCUCAAACAAAAUCCAUCCAAAACUCUAGAGCUGACUCUGGGCGUCCACCGCAACAUCCAACCAGGCCAAUACAUCCCACGAGCAGACGCCCGCUCCGCCCCCGAUCUCACCUUCACCGUCCCCGACCCCAACCGCACGUACAUGGUCGUCAACCUAGACCUGGACGCCCCGUUCCCGGCAUUCAGCUUCCUAGGCCCGAUCCUGCACUGGUUGCAACCCGGUCUUCGUCCUGUCCCUACGACAAUGACGACGUCGCCCACGGACGGGGCAGCCUACGACUUCGAGGUCACCGCCCCCUUCGUGGCGAACUACAUCGGGCCCGGCCCCCCGCCCGGUAGCGCACCGCAUCGCUAUGUCUUCUUCCUGUACGAGCAGCCGGCCGGUUUCGACGUCGAGAAGUACGCGUCUCCGGAGGGGCAGAAGGUGGGACGCUGGCCGCGGGUGCGGUACGAUUGGGAUAAAUGGGUGCAGGAGGUGCAGUUGGGCGACGUGGUGGCGGUGAAUUAUUUUACCAGUAAUUGAUGCGGGGGCUGAGAUGUCGGGAGUGAAAAAGGAUGGUGGAAGUUUCUGGCAGGCCCCAAUGUGGCCAUCCGUGCCGGUUCCGGGGAGUGACUAACUACCUGGUUGGUGGUGGUUGCGGGGCCGGUUCCGGGCGAGCAAGCCGGCUCCGGGCCCCGGGUAUGCUGAUAAGAUAAGCCCUUUGUGACGGGACCGCGUCAUGACUCGCGCUCAAAUAAUCAUUAUCCGUCUUUCGGGCCCGGGGGUCAAGGUAACGAACG